AUGAGUACAACUUUUUCUAAAUUGAGCGCAGCAACAAAACCGUUCUAUCCAUCAAGCAUAAAUAAUUUAAAAGAAAUAGCGAUGUGUCAAAUUCGUCAAUGGAGUUUCAAAACAAGUGAUCAGAUAUUAAUAGAUGCAGUUCUCACAGAGUGGUUAACGGCUGGAACCUUAGAAAAAGCUCUUAAACAAUGGGAAAAUAUAACUACUGAAGAAUCUGUAACAGGACAAGCCUCGUUAAAUAUUUUUUGCUAUAAUGUACAAGGGUGGGGAUCAAGAAGUUUAGAAGUUACUAAAAUAGUUUUUAAAAUAGAAGCUCCGAUAGGUGUCUUUACGGAAUUUGACGAGUUGUGGAAUACAUCUCGUAUGCCACAUUUCAAUAUUUUUCAUUAA
Molecule: messenger RNA, 390 nt
Organism: Rotaria socialis
Lineage: Eukaryota; Metazoa; Rotifera; Eurotatoria; Philodinida; Philodinidae
Source: the annotation of a GenBank genome assembly